Messenger RNA from Penicillium waksmanii, 411 nucleotides. RefSeq lists its product as uncharacterized. The transcript has 2 exons. Bases 1 to 411 code for a protein of 136 amino acids. Lineage: Eukaryota; Fungi; Ascomycota; Eurotiomycetes; Eurotiales; Aspergillaceae. The record is from RefSeq and is a predicted model, not a curated record.
AUGGCGCAUGGGGCGCGUAGCAGCUCCACUCGUUGCUACUCAUCGAUUGCAGAGGCCUAUAAUCACCGACACGUAUCAUAUAUGCUUCCUUCCGGAUACCAGGGAAAUGAAAGCAAGGCGACACACAAGAAUGUCGUUGGGCGGCAGGAAACUCCAUCUUCUCCGAAAUCCCAUAGCGAUUCAGGACAACAGAAAAUUCGAUUCUCCAAAGUUCAUCGGGCCCGAAUCAUAGUUUCUUAUUCAAAUACUUGGUCAGCAGCAUGUCGUGACCCUCCAGAUAGCUUGGCCAAUGCACAACUUCAGCCGGCUUUCGCGGAGAUCCCUCGUGCUUGUGUAUACGUGGACGUGGCUGGUAAUCAGGCAAUCUACGGUGAAGCUUGGGAUGGAACUUUCCACGUGGAGACCACAUAA